Molecule: messenger RNA, 5811 nt
Organism: Anolis carolinensis (green anole)
Lineage: Eukaryota; Metazoa; Chordata; Lepidosauria; Squamata; Anolidae
Gene: fam8a1
Product: family with sequence similarity 8 member A1
Exons: 5
Coding region: 111-1109 (332 amino acids)
Source: RefSeq, a predicted model, not a curated record
CGUCACAACAGGGCGGUUGCGUCAGGAGGGAAAAGAGGACAGUGGGCGAGGGCCUGGGCGUGGGACGCGCAUGCGCAGUGGAGAACGCAGGCAGUGACAGGGCCGGGGCUAUGGCAGAGCCCUCGGAAAUGCCUACUGUCGACGGCGGUGCUCCUGAGGGAGGAGGAGGAAGGAGAAGAGCAGGUGCUGCUUCUUCUCCUUCUUCCUCCUCCUCCUCUGUUCCGACUGCUGCCCCGGAAGCCCUCAGUGCCGCAGAGUAUUCCCGGCGCGUUCACCAAUGGCUGUGGGACUCCUACUGCGGUUACCUGAGCUGGCAGACCAGCGGCCUGGCCGCCCUCAUGGCCGGAGCCGUGACGACGACGACGGCCUCUUCCACAGCUCCGACCCCGGGCGCGUGUUGUUACUAUGGCAACGGCCCUACCUGCUACUACCUCCUUGCGACCGCCGCUCCAGAGGGCAGCCCCGCCCCCGUUGCCGGGCAACCGCCGCCCCCCACCGCUGCUCGGCACGCGCCCUCGGCCCCGCGCGCCGGCCCCGCCCCCAGCAGCAUCUCCAGGGAAACCGCCCGGCCCGCAGCAGGUCGUGAAUAUAUUAUCCCAUCCUUGGCUCAUAGGUUUAUAGCAGAGAUGGUGGAUUUCUUUAUUCUGUUCUUUAUCAAGGCAACUAUAGUUCUGAGUAUUAUGCAUCUCAGUGGAAUAAAGGACAUUUCCAAGUUUGCCAUGCACUACAUUAUAGAAGAAAUCGAUGAAGACACUUCCAUGGAAGACUUGCAGAAAAUGAUGGUAGUGGCCCUUGUCUACAGAUUGCUAGUCUGCUUCUAUGAGAUUAUAUGUAUUUGGGGAGCAGGCGGAGCAACUCCUGGGAAAUUUUUGCUUGGUCUUCGAGUUGUAACAUGUGAUACAUCUGUACUUAUUGCACCAAGUCGCGUGUUAGUGAUUCCGUCUUCAAACGUGAGCAUGACAACGUCUACAAUACGAGCUUUGAUCAAGAAUUUUUCUAUUGCUUCCUUUUUUCCUGCGUUCAUUACACUGCUGUUUUUCCAGCACAACCGAACAGCCUAUGACAUUGUUGCAGGGACAAUUGUGGUAAAGAGACCCAGUGUCAGAUGAUAGCCAAGAAAGGCUCGUUUCUACUGUUCAGACAUGGUGAUAACUCCUUGGAUUUCUAAAAUUCACUUUGGAACAGUGGCAGUGAAGAUGCGGAACAUAUUCCUUUCCUUCCAGCUAUGCUAUAAUUGGUGAAAAGUGGCACUGGUUUGAGAAUAUUUUGAACUGAACCAAGAAAACAAGCUAUCUUCAGAAGACUGUGUGAUGUGAGAAAUGCGAGCUUGGAUUCUGUACUAAAAGGUAGCUGUUAUUUUUAUGAAGAUCCAAAAUUUUCUAAUUGCUGGAGCGGUAACCAAAGGGAUUAACUAUAGUGUUUGCAAAGGAAGCUCUCUACAAAGAAUUGUGUUCUCCUAUUUUGAUGACAGUGAAGGAUUUGCCACUUUAUAAAAGCCUUAUCAGGAACUGCUUACACAAGCACUGUGUUAUUACAAUACUCAAAUUUCUCUAUAAACAGUGUGUUAAAUGUCUUGCAUGAUGUGGAUAUCUUGAACGUAAUACAGAUCAUUGACUAUGUCAGAUAUUAUCAAGGAAAACAAGAAAAUACUGCUACUGGCAAACAUGUAAAUAUUGGUGGCUCUGGUAAUAAUGCUAUAGAUGAGAUAACUUAAUCAUGGCUUUAAUGGUUAAUGAAUUGUUUGGUAUUCCACCUUGUUGGCUUGCAUAGACUUUCACAGAGAGAAUAUAUCAAGAUUAUUUGCUUUCUUGUAAAAGCACAAAAACAUAAAAAUGCGUGUGGGAAAAAUAGUUUCAUUAUGUAUUUAACAAGAGAUAAAAUAAGCUUGAUAAAAAGUGUUUAUACAUUGCCUUUUACACCACUUUAUAACAAAAUAAGUUUUUUUAAAAAAUCAGCCCAAUUUCAUUGCUAUGUAAUAAUACUGGGAAUUUGUGCAAGAUGUUUGGUAUCCUUUCACUUCAUCUGGUUUUGUGCUAAGGUACUGAAAUGACACCAGUUAGAUAAAGCACAUUUUACAUUUUUUAAAUUUUUACAUACGCAAUAAUACAAAUUGAAUCAGUGUCAGGAUUUUAGGCUUGAUGUACUUUUAAAAAAGUAGCCAAUACAGUUGUUUGAUCCUUCUGAUUUGAUUCUGGUCAACCAAUGAGGAGCUAACGUACCUUAAGGAGCUAGAUUGCUGUGUAAGUUUUCAUGGUUUUUUGGUUUUUUUUGGAAAACGCUGAUUACCAUACUAUACACCUGAGAUUGAGUUCUGUGACAACAUCACAAUGUAAGACAAUUCAGACCUGUUUUGUGGGUUUGUUAGAAAGUGAACUAAGCUGGGUGAAAUUCACAUAAGCCAAGCCCCCCCCCCCCCCCCAAACUCUAUUGGGAAAUGCAAGUAUACAGUUCCAUCCUGGCAGAACUAUGCCAUGUCUCUCCUGCGUAUCCCAUGUAAGACUCACCAUCUUUUUGUGGGACUGUGCUUUCAUUUUGCUUACGUCUACAGGGACAGAGCCAGAUGGCUGUGUUGCUCCCUGCUAAUCAUCAACCACUAAAUGUCUAAAGAAAGAGGGCCCCACAGAAACAAAGUGAGUCUUGGAGAGGUUUUGUGUGAGAGUGAAUUUCUCCUACAAUGACAAAAAGACAUGGGGUUGAGCUGCCCUUAAUACCGGUGUGUUACUAACAAGUUGCCAGCCAUUGUUGUACUAGACAUCAGGCAAUAGUCUUAAAUAUCUGACAACAGAGCACACAGCUAGUGAUAACCUUCCAGUUGCUUUUAGAGAAUAUACCAGCAGUGUUCUUCUAAUUAGACAAAUGAUUUAAGGGGGCAAAACUGAUUAAACAGCAGUUGACUAGGAAGAAGCAAAGUAAUUUAUAUUCCUCGUCUUGGCUAGUACUGAGUUCCAAGUAAAUUUGAAUUCACCUGGGGUUCCUGGAAGGGAUCUUGCAGGAUGAAGUACCUCAUGCUUGCUCUAAAAUAAACUUUUAAGUGAAUAAAAUGUGUACAUUUUAAUUGCCACCAGACUCUUAUGCAAGAAAGUAGGAGUUGAGGCAAGUUAGUGUUUAGGCAGCAAAAUGCAGGGUGUUUCUACAUUUUUCAGCAGUGGGCAUAAAUGCAUCUUGAGGAAAGGUGAAUUACAGGAAGAACUCAUUGAGGUGUAAGGGAUUGCCAUCAAUGUUUUUUUAUGGUUCAGAUCUGUUACCAAUUAGAAUAUGUAAUUACAACUGAACUGCACUUUCGGAGGUAACUGCUAAGGAAUCAGACAUAGCUUUUUGACCCCAAAGUACCAUGCAGACAGAGAAAUCUCAAUAUUGCAUUCUUUACUGCUUUGGCAUCACUUUUUGCUGAAGUUAGGUAAUUCUGCUUUAUUAACUGACUGAAUUGUUAACUACUGAUGAGAAACAGUGGCAUUUUUUAUGCUCGAAGAAGUCACAACUGAGGCAGAAACAUGAAGUUGUACUUAAAAUGCAGCAUGGUCUGUCUGUCACAUGACCUGGAUAUACUAACCAAUAGACAGGUGGCAGGAACUAUUAAAUCAGCCCAUGGAAGAGGUGCCAUUAGUUUAGUUAUAUGACACCAAUCUUUUAUGUCUGUGCUUUCCUCUGCCCAGUGUUACUAAGACUUAGGCAUAAUUUGCACACUGUUCUCCAUGGCAGUUUAUGUGGGGCAAUUCAGCACCAUUAUUUUCAGUAUUUUGUGGGUGAGGUAUUCACUUGUAGAAUAACAAGAAUAAAAAACUGCUUUGGUCACUCAACAUUUUAAAUCUGAUACACACUACGUUAAGUGCAUCACUAGAUACAAAAAGAUGAAUUAGACCAGCCUAUUAUCUGCAUGAUUACUUUCCUCUGCAAUGUAAAUAAACUAAUUUGUAAAAAUAUUGUGAAAAAUUACUGUCUCCCCACAAGUAGACUGCUGAUAUAAAACAAAAAAAAUCAACUUGAUUGAAUAACAUUUUCAGUCAACAAAAGCAAAAAUCCCUGUAAGCUGUAUAGUUUGGAUGCUGCUGUUCUAUUUUCUGUCCUCCCCACAUUAAUUCUACCAAGGGUGGAGUAACUUUUUAUCUGGAAUUCUGAAAUCCAAAAUAUUCCAAAAUGUGAUUGUGACAAAAAAAAUCACAAACUUUGAUUCAUGCAAAAAAUUAUUUAAAAAUAUUGUAUAGAAUUAAAUCAAGCUGUGUAUAUAAGAUGUACAUGAAAGAUAAAUGAACUGCAUUUUUUAAAGAUCUGGGUCCUAUCUCCAAGAUAUUAUGUAGAUAUAUGCAAAUACAGGUUUUUUCCAAAAUCUGAAAAAAACCACACUUUUGAUCCUAAAGCAAUUUGUAUAAGGGUUACUCUACUUGUGUAUUUAAAAAUAAACCCAGUGGCUUUGAUAAGUUUACCACAUCACUCAAGUAUCUCUAAGUACUUUUGUACUAAGUUUUAAUUAAAUAAUUUCUUUUAAAAUCCCUAUACAAAACAUUUAUGCACAAGUAUUAAUGUCUUCAUAUAAACUGCCAGAAAUUGAAUAAAUAAACAUUUUUGCAUUAACACUUUUUCCUGUAACAGAGCUAAGUCUUACUGACCUGUCCUAUGAUUUAUUUCUGAAUGCUUGUUACAGUAACAAGAAUACACUUGGCUAUCUGGGAUGUCCAAACUGACCCAUAGUAAUACAGACCCAAAAAAACCCAAUAGUACUCAAAAUCAUAAGAUUUUGAAAUCCAAGUAGCUGUUUUAUCAACAAGAUACAGCAUUCAGAUGAUUGCUGUAAGUAGAAGGCAACCUGAUAGCAUGUAAUAGGCAGCUCUACUUCUCUAGCUCAUCAUUAUCAGUUCUGACACCAGAUUGAGAUAGUGUUUCACAUAACUUUUAGUAUAGGAAUUGAAACCCUUGGGAGACAACUAUGUUGGUUGCAAUGUAAAGAGAAUUACCGUAUAAUACCCCUACUGAAUGAACCACAGAAGUGCAUUUUUUUUUGACAUCGGUCCUUUACAGGGGCCAAGUUGUGCAGGCCUGCAAACAAGAUGAAGUAAGUGCUCUCAUACAAAUACUAUUUUGGGUUCCCCAUACAGAAGAAAUUACCUCAUAAGAAUCACUCUUCCCUUUCCAGUUAAAUAUUUGGGUUUACACCAAGUUGUCCCUGCAUGAAUCGAAAUCGAAUUAUGAUAUAUCUUUUCACCAACAUAACAGAUUCAGAAUAUACCCUAUUGUAAGUAACCAUAGAUUUCAACUUAAUAUUUGGAUAGCAUGGGCAAUAGUGAGGGUUUGUGUCAUCUGAAGUCCAGCAUUUGGGCAAUUGUGGGUUAAGAAGCACUGGUCCAGGUGUUGUAAGGUAGCCAGUGGAGAGGGGAGUAGUGGGAAGAUGUCCGUCCUGGUCUUUGAGGGACAUGAGCAAACACAUACAAGAAUGAACAUGGGAUUUAAAAUCUUCCAAAUCUGUUCAGUGCAGACAUAGGCCUAUGAAUGGGUCCUGCAGAAUCAGGCUUACAGACCUGGAAAAUUGGGUAUAAUUGUAUUGCUGGUUAAAUUUUAGUGAUGUUACAACCAGCCUCAAGCCAUGAGAAGAGGUGGGUAAGAAAUAAAAUUAUUAUUAUUAUAUACAACAUUAACUGUAUCCUCCUGAGUGAGAGCAUGUAAUCCUUUGCAGAUACAUUUAAGACAAGGUGGCGUGCAUUAAACUUCACACAAGUGUAUUUCAUAAUUUUUAUUGAUGGCAUUUAUCCCAUGGUUUAACAUGUUAAUUAUACUGUAAUAAACAUGGCUUUAAUAUUAAACUUUUCCUUAUUAUCCAAA